This is a messenger RNA of Pedinophyceae sp. YPF-701, 1701 nucleotides long. The record is from the annotation of a GenBank genome assembly. NCBI's taxonomy places the organism in Eukaryota, Viridiplantae, Chlorophyta, Pedinophyceae.
AUGCUCUUCCGGUGCUUCAGGGACUCGUCGAACCGUGUCGGCUCGGAUGACGACGCCCCGGCGCCCGGCUCGCCGAACAAGCCGAUGAACUCGAGCAGGGUGGUCACGCUCGUGGUGUCCGGGAAGUCGGCCCCCCAGCCGAGAGGGGAGCGGCCCACAGCUGGGACUGGCGACUCCUCUUCCUCAGGGCCCCGGGCACGGAGCUCGCGCAGGCGAACGAGACGCACGAGCGCCCCCGAGGACGCAACCGACGCCGCGGACGAUCGCCGGCCGCCUCCGCGUCGGACGCUGCCUGGCGGUCGCAGGGUCGCCGCGGGAGGGCAGGACCCCACCGCGUUGCAUAGCCGACCGCAGGUGCUGCGCGAGGAGGCGUGGCGGCACACCUCGGAUCCGGGAGCCCGUCAGGGCCGCUCCACGCAGGGCGGCUGGGGUGCUGACACCGAGGCCGCGAAGGACAGCGCGCCCAGCAAGGCCGCGCACCGGACCAGCAACAAGAACAAGAACAAGAACGCGGCGGCGGUGCAGGAGGUCGCGGCGGGGUACAGGCAGCGGCUCGGCGUCGUGGUCUGGCCCGACCACCAGGACAAGGCCCUGCAGGAGCCGACGGACGUGCUGUGGUACGUGUUCGGCCUGUCGUGUCCGCCGCGGUUUGCCGAGUACGGUCUCUCCUCGCAGCGCUUCCAGCCCAUCAAGCAGAUCGGCAGGGGCAGCAAGUCCGUCGUGUACCGCGCCGUCGACAUCUCCACGGGCAUCGAGUGCGUCGUCAAGGUCUACCGCCCCGCCAUCUUGACUCAGGACGAGCUGGACUGCGUCGGACACGAGGCCGAAAUCCACGCGAUGCUGCCUGCCAGCGACUCGAUCGUGCCGCUCUACGCCGCCUUCCAGGACCACCAGGCGUGCUUCUUCGUCAUGGCCGUCGGGGCGAGCGACCUGGUGGCGGCGCGGCGCAGUCUCCUGCAGCUGGGCGAGCCCGCCAUCGUGCACAACGUCGUGCGGCCGCUCCUCGAGGCGCUCAAGACGUGCCACGAGAACGACAUCCUGCACCGCGACAUCAAGCCCGAGAACGUGCUGAUGGUGGACGGCAAGGCCCGCCUGUGCGACUUUGGCUUUGCUGUUGACACCAAGGUCAAGCGCCCGGUGACGCGCCUGGGGACGUUCGAGUUCAUGUCGCCCGAGGUCAUGGCCGCCGGGAUACAGGAGGACGGGGGCGUCAUCCCGAAGAUUCUGCGGCCGGCGUACGGCCACGGAGCGGACGUUUGGUCGCUGGGGAUGACCCUCGUCGACACACUGACGCUCGGCCGCUGCGUGCCGGUGAGGCGCGUCGACGACGACGGCAAGAUCCAGCUGCGUGCGCCCCAGAACGACGAGCCCAUCUGGCUGUCGCAGCAAGCCGUGGACUUCCUGGACAAGUGCCUCGAGCAGGAGGCCUCGGACCGCCCCUCCGCGGCGGAGCUGCUGCAGCACCCCUGGAUCUUGCAGCCCGAACAGGACACCUCGUGCUACAUCCCGAUCACGCACCUGCCGACGCGCAGCGACUUGCGGCCGUGCUCGGUGCACGGAAAGAGCAUCGGCAACCAGGCCGUGUACGGCGGCUCCAGCUCGACCACCGCUCGGGCUGGCUGCAGCGGCGUGACUCAGAGUUACGGGUCCAGGAAGGACGUGCGUAGCCCUGUCGACGCCCCCCCCGUGAUGCGCGCGUGA